This is a messenger RNA of Fusarium fujikuroi IMI 58289, 1347 nucleotides long. RefSeq lists its product as uncharacterized. The record is from RefSeq and is a predicted model, not a curated record. Bases 1 to 1347 code for a protein of 448 amino acids. Lineage: Eukaryota; Fungi; Ascomycota; Sordariomycetes; Hypocreales; Nectriaceae. The transcript has 3 exons.
AUGCCCACUUCCAUCCCCUACGACUCAAGCCUCACCCUCAUGAGCAUCGUAAACCAAGACGCCCUCAAGAGCGUCGAGGCAAUCGCAGCUCUUCAAGCCCCCGUUGACGCCGCCCAAGACGCUCUCAACUCUCUCAUCUCCUCAAAGCGCAGUCUCACUAUGACAAAGACGAAGCUCAAGAACCUCGGUGUCGGGACCGAUGCUCUCGACGAAGAGCUCAAGAAGCUCAAUGCCGCAGUCGAGGCUUCGGCUGGUGCCUACGCCGCUACCAAAAUGGCAGCUGAACCUCAGAUCACCGCUAUAAGAAAGGACAUCCACUCUGUCCACAAGCAGAUCGAGAGUCCCGUUGAUUACUUGCGCAGUGAGAUCAGGACCAUUGCGCUGGCGAAUGACACGAUGAACAUGGAUAACUCAGCGACGUAUUGCGCUCAAAUCGCGUCGUACGUGUCGGGGGCUGUUAGUAGUGUUUUCGGGGCGAAACAGUCGAUGAGGAUUGGAAAUGCAGCUUCCAGGCAAGUCAGCCGUCAGGUUAGCUCACACAGCAUCGAGGGCACACUGGUUCUGUCUGUGAGUUGCACGCACAAGAAUGCUUCGAUCGUGGCUCCUUUCGUGCUACACGUCGAUAAGGCUAUCAAGGUCUGGAACCAUCUCUUUCCUGGGAGCAAGCUUGAUCCCACCAGUGGAUCAAGCAUGAUGAAGUGCGCAAUGAACGAGAGCCAGGAAGAUAAGGAGAAAUUCUCUAUUAUUCCAGGCGUCACCUAUGGAUCUAGCUUCGUUGGCAUGGUCCAUGUGCUUAACACCACGUCCUCGUCUGCUUCAGAAUCUAUGGAGGCUGCUGCCUGGCAGAUGCAGUCGACCAUGAACGUUGGUGCCUGGUUCGCCAAGGUAGAGGGCAAAUUCGGUAUUGAUUCCAAUUUCGCCAGCAACGUAAAGAAUCUCCUCAGUCAGCAGAACAUCCAAUCUCAUGUCACGGUCCUUUCUAUGGGUGUUAUCCCCUCAAUGGUAGCCCACGAAGUCGCAACUGCUGUCAGCAAGUUCAACGACUUUGACCCCAAAUCCAACAUGGCGGCUGUUGCUGUUAUGCAGAAUGCAGUAUCGUCAGAUCAAUCCUCUGUCCAGUCCAUGGCCGAGGCUUCAAGAACAACUGGCCAAGCAUCUGAGAUGCAAGGCAAGAAGAUUGAGUCUUCAUUAACCCUAGAGGAUUACUUGGGCAAGGCUACGCAGGGAACAUCUGGUAUUCCCAUCAACUACUAUCUCAAGGACAUUGAUCAGAAGAUGUUGGCGCAAAUGUGGGCUGCCAAGUAUUACCCGGGAGAGUUCAUGGCUAUCAAGUAUGAUUUUACCUGA